Messenger RNA from Hypoxylon trugodes, 2818 nucleotides. RefSeq names its product P-loop containing nucleoside triphosphate hydrolase protein. The record is from RefSeq and is a predicted model, not a curated record. Gene Ontology annotation, biological process: translational termination; translation; nuclear-transcribed mRNA catabolic process, deadenylation-dependent decay. Gene Ontology annotation, cellular component: translation release factor complex. Gene Ontology annotation, molecular function: translation release factor activity; GTPase activity; GTP binding. The transcript is spliced from 3 exons. NCBI's taxonomy places the organism in Eukaryota, Fungi, Ascomycota, Sordariomycetes, Xylariales, Hypoxylaceae. Bases 411 to 2588 code for a protein of 725 amino acids.
GUCAAGGUUCUCUUUCCCUUCACCUUUUUUAACCUUUGCCGCAAAUUCAACAGUCAAGGUCCGAUCUAUUAUCAGGUCAAAGUUGGGCAGGACCUUCUUGAUACCUUCCAUAAAUUAGACCCUACUCACCUGAUCUAAGAUUAUCUUAGUCGUUCACUUACUUUUUUUUCUUGCUAGAAAUUCAGCUAGCCUUGUCCCGCAAACAACCUAUCCACUCACCUUUCAACUACCCCACGUAAAUCAGAAAAUUCCCGGUCGCACAAUUACGAACUUCUUAACCUCAAUCUUUAGACCUUCAACAACUUCUUUCUCCCACUAAAAUUCUUCAUCAUAUCGGUCACCUGUCGAGAUUCGUAUAAAUCAAAUAUACCACCACAACUCCCGACGUUUUCAAAGAGUAACCCGAAAACAUGGCUGAUCUCAACUCUUGGGAAGAUGACCCCGCCGCGCAGGAUGACAACCUGUCAAGGCAAACUCAGCAGAUGAACCUCAACAACCAACCACAGAAUCCCGCCGCAGCAACGUUCCGACCCGGCGCUGCUUCUUUCCAACCCACCGCACAAACCUUCCAGCCAGGUCAAGGCUACGGUGGUGGUGGUGGUUACGUGCCUAACUACCAGCAGGGUUACUACGGAGGCCAGAAUUAUUACCCUCAAUAUGGCGGGGCCCAAGGCGGCUACGGUCAAUACGGUGGUGGGGGUGGCCAAGGAUACGGAAAUGUCUACGGGCAAGGUGGAUAUAACCAGGGAUACGGCCAACAACAAUCGUAUGCGCAGUAUCAACAGCAACAACAACAAUCCCAAUCCCAACAGAAGCCCAAACAGCAAAACCAACAACAGCAAGCUGUACCGACUAUCGCCAAGCGAGGCGACCAAAACUCUCCUGCCGCCGCGCCCGCUGCCGACGCGCCUAAGCCUGUCGCCAAACAAGAGGGAGGUACUAAGGUCUUAAGCAUAGGUGGGGACCCACCAAAGCCUAAGACCGCUAAGGUCCUGUCUAUCGGCGUUCCAGCACCACCGAAAGAUGAACCCAAGGCAGAAAAGGCUGAGAAGGAAGCAUCCGCCGAUGCUGGUACCAAGGUGACGGCCGCCAAGGCCAUAGAGAAGACCGGCGAGACUACUAAGUCAACCAAAGGCUCUAGUGGAAAGACAUCACCGACACCUUCUUCCGGUCGCUCGAGUCCUUCGAGGGCAGCCAAGGCCGCGGCUCGCGACGCCGAAGCAGUUGCGAACCAACAAGUUGCAGACGUCGAUGAUGAGACCCUCAAGGAAAUCUACGGAAAAGAACAUAUCAACAUUAUCUUCAUUGGUCACGUUGAUGCUGGCAAGUCGACGCUUGGUGGCUCUAUCCUGUACGCAACUGGUAUGGUUGAUGAGCGUACGAUGGACAAGUACAAGAAGGAGGCGAAAGAUUUGGGCCGAGAGACGUGGUAUUUGUCAUGGGCUCUUGAUUUGACUAAGGAGGAACGAUCCAAGGGAAAGACUGUCGAGGUUGGAAGAGGAUACUUCGAAACCGAAAAGCGGAAAUACAGUAUUCUAGACGCUCCUGGCCACAAGACUUACGUUCCCAGUAUGAUCGGAGGUGCCUCUCAAGCGGAUAUCGGUAUUCUUGUUAUCAGUGCACGAAAGGGAGAGUACGAAACUGGAUUCGAGAAAGGUGGCCAAACCCGCGAGCACGCUAUGCUUGCCAAGACACAGGGUGUGAACAAGCUUGUUGUUGUGAUCAACAAGAUGGACGACCCCACCGUCAAUUGGUCCGAAGAGAGAUAUAAGGAAUGUACCACGAGGCUGGCGCAGUUCCUUAAGGGUACUGGGUACAAUCUGAAGACUGAUGUUUUCUUCAUGCCCAUCGCCGCUCAACAGACGAUGGGUAUCAAAGAUCGUAUCCCAUCAGGACUAUGCCCAUGGUACGAUGGUCCUUCCCUUCUCGAAUACCUCGACAACAUGCAAGCGCUUGAACGAAAGGUCAACGCCCCGUUCAUGAUGGCCAUUAGCGGAAAGUACCGAGAUAUGGGUACAAUGGUUGAAGGAAAGAUUGAAGCCGGUGUUUGCAAGAAGGGCAUGAGUUUAAUUAUGAUGCCCAACAAAGAGAAGGUCGAUAUUGCAGCUCUCUACGGUGAAACGGAAGAGGAAAUCCAAGUCGCUCAAUGUGGUGACCAGGUCCGAAUACGGCUUCGAGGCAUUGAAGAAGAUGAUAUUUCGGCAGGUUUCGUGCUUUGCUCGCCAAAGCGUCUGGUCCACAACGUUUCGGCUUUUGAGGCGCAGAUCAGGAUUCUCGAACUGAAAAGCAUUCUGACCGCUGGCUUCAACUGCGUUUUGCACGUCCACUCCGCUGUCGAAGAAGUCACAUUUUCGGCAUUACUACACAAACUAGAAAAGGGCACAGGCAGAAAGAGCAGGAAUCCUCCGACCCACGCAAAGAGGGGUGAUAGCAUCAUCGCGAGGAUGGAAGUCAUCGGCGGUGCUGGUUCGGUGUGUAUUGAGAAGUUCGAGGAUUACCCUCAAAUGGGUCGUUUCACUCUGAGAGAUCAAGGACAAACGAUUGCUAUCGGAAAGAUCACCAAGCUCAUCACGAACGAGUCAGGUUAGAGACCUAGAGUCGCUGUGGAUGACAACUAAGUGAUAACUGCUAUUUGGUUCACCAAUCAUAGAAGAGGUGGGAGAAAGGCUAUCCUAGGAAAAAUACAAGGCGCUUGCCGCGUGAUAUUUUAUUCACGAUGCCUUUUAUACAUGAGCGAGUAGUUUAGAUCUGGUAGCAGGAUAUGGACCUGCGUGUAUAGACCUGACCGUACUCAAUUAAAAACCAUUCUCUCUCCUAC